UGACCCACUCACUGCGUCCACUGUGCCAACAAUGAUCGAUCGUACUACAAGCAGCCAGCAGUUGAGCAGAAGAGCGAGUCAGCAAGCGGGGUAAAAAGUGAAACUACAUCGAUCGAGUGAUGAACCACAGUCCAAACCGUCCAAAUGUUAAGAUAAUAAACAUUCCGUAGAAAAUCCUUGCCCGUGUUGUGUGUGCCGCCAGUUUGAUCGUGUGAUGUACAAACUCCCCCGAAGAAAGUAGCAAACAGAACCUGCAUUGCAGCAGCGAAAUGGUUCUACGUUUUAGGCUGUAUGUUGUGCGCUUUUGAAGGUUUCUAGUUUCUGCUUUGCAGCAGCCAAACAUUAAAGAAAGCUGCGAAAGGUGUAGGAAGCAACGUAUUUCCAAAACAGACUUUGGUGUUCAGUUGAUCUUGGAUUUGGAAAGAAACCUUCGAAAAGUGCCCCAACCUCGCAACCAUCAUGAGCCUUAAAACACGCAGCAUCGUGUUUGUAACGUUCUUCACUAGCUGCCUGAUCGUAGGACUGCUCGUAGCCAGUCUCACCACCAACAACUGGAUACAGGGCAGUGCGAAGCGGCGAAAUUUUACCGAAUCUAGCGGGCAAAUCAAUUUCGGACUAUUCUCCGGCCAUCGACGAUUGAACGUUGGGUUUGGGUUGCGAGAUUACAAAAUCGAUGUCCCGGCAAUGAUACGCAACGAACCGGACGUGAUGAGCUAUUGGCUAUGGCUUGGUUCAGCCCUCGGUACCGGAUUCGGUAUCCUGGGAGGCGUGAUCACAGCAAUCGCUUCGGUACUGAAGUCCGCAUCCGCGUCCAAGAAGACCGGUACUAUGGUGGUGUUGUUGGUUAGCAACCUGUUCACCGGAUUUUCCCAAACAAUAGCUCUCGUAUGUUGGCUGGUACAGUUCUUUAACUACCUGACACACAAUGUGCUGCUGGCCGAGGAUCGUAACAACAACUGGUACAGCACGGGGCUGACGAUGCUUGGCUCCAGCUUCUACUUCAUCCCUGCCGGUAUCGUGUUAGUAGUGCUGAAUCUGAUCCUGCUCAUUGCCGCAACACGGCUUGAACACCGCGAGAGGAAAAAGUUUCUAAACCCUCCUGCGGACGACAAAACGCAAGGAGCUAUCAUGCUGUACUGAAGGGGCUCAUGAUGGCUCAAUCUUUUAUUCCUCUCCUCCUCUAAUACUCAAACAAAAUGCUAUCAACUACGCGCCAAACGAUACGCGUAAUUUACAAAGUUACGUGAAAGUUAAAUGCAUUGUCCAGAAGUGUAUGUAUUUGCGGUUCUUACGUCAUGCCAUAAGCUGAACUAAAGAGACAUUAUGAAUUCAUACCACGUGAAAAGGGGGUAGUUUAGCGCGUCAGCCUCAUAGAACAACCCGUUUUUAGUACCGUUUUUAAUUUACCAUACCGGGCAUGACCUGGUUUUAAGCUAAGUAAGAUGUAGUAUAUAGAUAAAAGUAAGUUUUUUUUACCACUGAAUUGAACGAAAUAUGAAACAUUUCAAUAAUUAAUACAUACAUGAAUGAAAAUGAAAUAAUUCCCUCCUUACAAAUUAUGAAAUAAAUGGAAAUAUUGUUUAAAUCGCUUUGUAAAUCUUUGCAAA
Molecule: messenger RNA, 1607 nt
Organism: Anopheles stephensi (Asian malaria mosquito)
Lineage: Eukaryota; Metazoa; Arthropoda; Insecta; Diptera; Culicidae
Exons: 3
Coding region: 460-1140 (226 amino acids)
Source: RefSeq, a predicted model, not a curated record